This is a messenger RNA of Psammomys obesus (fat sand rat), 2752 nucleotides long. Its product is annotated as tetratricopeptide repeat protein 30B. The coding region runs from base 187 to 2181 and encodes 664 amino acids. Gene Ontology annotation, cellular component: axonemal microtubule; intraciliary transport particle B. Gene Ontology annotation, biological process: intraciliary transport. The transcript has a single exon. NCBI's taxonomy places the organism in Eukaryota, Metazoa, Chordata, Mammalia, Rodentia, Muridae. Gene Ontology annotation, molecular function: intraciliary transport particle B binding; protein binding. The record is from RefSeq and is a predicted model, not a curated record.
UCCGGGCCCAACUGCCUUUCUACACUCUAGAGUGUUUCAAACCUAAGCUAGACAUUGAUAGAACCUUGUCGGUGGGUCUUUUUCGUUCACAUCAAGAUAUUUCCGUUGCAUAGUAGCCGCAAACAGCUUCCGUUUCCGGUUGGCCUAUUGCCUUGGAAACAAGAAUGCAAAACAAUCUAGGUGAGUAUGGCAGGGCUGAGCAGCUCGCAGAUCCCCGACGGUGAGUUCACGGCGGUGGUGUACAGGCUCAUCCGCGACUCCCGCUACUCCGAGGCGGCCCAGCUGCUGGGCGCAGAGCUGCAGAGGAGCCCCCGCAGCCGCGCCGGGCUGUCGCUGCUGGCCUACUGCUACUACCGCCUGCAGGAGUUCGAGCUCGCUGCAGAGUGCUAUGAGCAGCUGAGCCAGAUGCACCCCGAGCUCGAGCAGUACCGCCUGUACCAGGCCCAGGCGCUCUACAAGGCCUGCCUGUAUCCGGAGGCCACCCGGGUCGCCUUCCUCCUGGACAACCCGACCUAUCAGACUCGCGUCCUUCGCCUACAGGCAGCUAUCAAGUACAGCGAGGGAGACCUGCCGGGAGCCAGGAGCCUGGUGGAGCAGCUGCUGAGUGGGGAAGGUGUGGAAGACAGUGGAGGGGAGAAUGAUUAUGAUGGUCAGAUCAACCUGGGUUGUCUGCUCUACAAGGAGGGACACUAUGAAGCUGCCUGUGCCAAGUUCUUAGCGGCCCUACAGGCUUCUGGCUACCAGCCUGACCUUUCCUACAACUUGGCUUUGGCCUAUUACAGUAGUCGGCAGUAUGCCCCUGCUCUGAAAUAUAUCGCUGACAUCAUUGAGCGAGGCAUCCGUCAACACCCAGAACUAGGUGUGGGCAUGACCACCGAAGGCAUUGAUGUUCGCAGUGUUGGCAACACUGUGGUCCUCCACCAGACUGCUCUGGUCGAAGCCUUCAACCUCAAGGCAGCCAUAGAGUACCAGCUCAGAAACUAUGAGGCAGCCCAGGAAGCCCUCACUGACAUGCCACCCAGGGCAGAGGAAGAGUUGGACCCCGUGACCCUGCACAACCAGGCCCUGAUGAACAUGGAUGCCAGGCCUACAGAGGGGUUUGAAAAGCUCCAGUUUCUGCUCCAGCAGAACCCCUUCCCCCCAGAGACCUUUGGCAACCUGCUGCUGCUGUACUGCAAAUAUGAGUAUUUUGACCUGGCCGCUGAUGUCCUAGCAGAAAAUGCCCACUUGACCUACAAGUUCCUCACACCCUACCUCUAUGACUUCUUGGAUGCCAUGAUCACUUGCCAGACAGCUCCUGAAGAGGCUUUUGUUAAACUAGAUGGGCUAGCUGGCAUGCUGACUGAGCAGCUCCGGAGACUUACCAUACAAGUACAGGAUGCAAGACAUAACAGAGAUGAUGAAUCUGCCAAAAAGGCUGUAAACGAAUAUGAUGAAACUCUUGAGAAGUAUAUCCCUGUCCUGAUGGCCCAGGCGAAAAUCUACUGGAAUCUUGAAAAUUAUCCAAUGGUGGAGAAGAUCUUCCGCAAAUCUGUGGAAUUCUGCAAUGACCACGAUGUGUGGAAGCUGAAUGUGGCCCAUGUUCUCUUCAUGCAGGAAAACAAAUACAAAGAGGCCAUUGGCUUCUAUGAGCCCAUUGUCAAGAAGAAUUACGAUAACAUCCUGAGUGUCAGCGCCAUUGUGCUAGCCAACCUCUGUGUUUCCUAUAUUAUGACAAGUCAGAAUGAGGAGGCUGAGGAGCUGAUGAGGAAGAUUGAAAAGGAGGAAGAACAGCUGUCCUAUGAUGACCCAGACAAGAAAAUCUACCACCUUUGCAUUGUGAAUUUGGUGAUUGGAACCCUUUACUGUGCCAAAGGCAACUAUGACUUUGGCAUCUCUCGGGUCAUCAAAAGCCUGGAGCCUUACCAUAAAAAGCUAGGAACUGAUACGUGGUAUUAUGCCAAAAGAUGCUUCCUGUCCUUACUAGAAAACAUGUCAAAGCAUACAAUCAUGCUGAGGGACAGUGUUAUUCAAGAAUGUGUCCAGUUCCUAGAGCAAUGCGAACUUUAUGGCAGGAACAUCCCUGCUGUUCUAGAGCAGCCCUUGGAGGAGGAGAGAAUGCACACUGGGAAGAACACGGUCACGUAUGAGUCGAGAAAAUUAAGGGCCCUGAUCUAUGAGAUCAUUGGAUGGAAUAUGUAAUUGUGGCUGGCAAUGACAUUUAUCAUGGUGACUGUAUGUGUAAAUUUUCAGGUGUCCUCUAGCUUUUGCUACUUGUAUUUACUACUUGUGAGACUUUGUACACUUUAGUAUAAAAAAAAAAAGAACUAUUAGAUAUAACCUGCACUUUUAGAUUACCUGUCAAAUGAGAUUUCAUAAGAACUUAGGCUCCAGAAGGUACUGUGAAAAUUUCAAAACCGAGAACGAUAUGUCUAUCAUGUUUUCUCCAUCUCCUUGGUUUUGCUGUAUCUUGGGCAGCCUUUGUACUUACAUUAUUCAGGGACCAGACACUAAGUUCAGAACUUAGUAGUUCAUAUGUCUUUUAGUAAUCACUCCAAGGAUUAUUUCCUUUUUGCACAACUCCCUAGAGUUUAUUUAUAUAUAUAUAUAUAUAUAUAUAUAUACACAUAUAUAAAGAAUUUAGAAUAUUUGAGUUUUCCAAUAUGUUUUGUCCAGAUUAAAUUAGGUAAUAAAUGGUUUUGCUAGUGUUCAAGAUUGAGUAGAUUCACUUAGCAAGCUACAACACUAAUAAAUACUACAAAUAAAUCAUGAU